AUGCGCAGACAUGCGGACCAAGAUUUUUCACCGCCGUCAAAGCGACGAAGAGAAAGAUCGGACUAUACAGAAAGACAACGUUCAGUUUCGCGAAGUUCCCCAAUUUCCAAAUACAAACAUUCCAAGUAUAUACAAUCGAAUACACACUCGUCAAGAUCGAAAAAUUCUUCAGAAGGAAGAAUCAAUGAAUUAGACAGUUCUCGCACUAUCUGUGUGAGGAACUUUUCUUCCAAACUAAGUGCUGAAGUUGUUGAACAGUAUAUUUACCGACACUUAGGAAAGUAUGGUGAUGUUUCCAUCAGUGUUGGACAUUUGGGAGGUGAACGUGUUGCUCUGGUUACCUACAAAUAUUCGGAAGACGCAACUGAAGCGCUUUGUGACUGUCCAACAGUAUACAUACAUGAUCGUCCUGCAAAUGUUACCCAGUUAACUGAUAUGUAUAAUGAUGGUGAUACACGGAAAGUAAUUGCGAGCAAAAAACGCCAAGAAAGAGUAGAAAAUGAAGAUAUUAAUGAUCGUCGACACCCUAUUCACAGCGUUCCUGGAAAAUUAGAAUCUACAUUCCCAGAUUUCUUACCCAAACCACCACUUUGUCCAUCAGGUGCUACAAGCUUACUAGGGAUGCCUGGAAUGACAUCUUCUGCGAUGAUGGCAGCAGCAGCAAAGGCAUUAGGAUUAAGUGCGGUUCCGGGAGUAUUGCCACCCCCACAGUUAAAUUCAAUCCAUCCUCAUAACCGUUUCGGAUCUGCAAACCUUCGACAUUACGAACAAAACAGGGGCGGAUACUCUCCUGGAGCAUCCGAUUCCGAAAAAGAAUCAAUGGCUACAAGGACUUUGUUUGUCGGAAGCUUGGAACCAGAUAUCACAGAGAAAGAGGUGCUUACUGCAUUCGAGAGGUAUGGAUAUGUUGAACAAAUUGAUAUAAAACGAUCUCCGAAACCUGGCGCACACUCUUAUGCAUUUGUACGCUUUCAAAAUCUUGAUAUGGCUAGACGUGCAAAAGUAUCCAUGUCAGGUCGUUGCGUUAGAUCUCUACACUGCAAAAUAGGUUAUGGAAAGGCAAUCCCAUCUAACUGUCUGUAUAUCAGUGGAUUAGAAUCAUGGACAUCUAUUGACCCAAUACAACGUAUUUUAGCGCGUUCUGGGCAACUUAUGUACCUUGACUGGUCUCCGAGACGUAAAUAUGCAUUAGCUAUGUUUGAUAGCUGUGAAUCGGCACUUGAAGGGAAUAGGCAAUUAAAAAGUUUCUCAGCAGCCAGUCGACCAAAUAUUAGACUUCGUGUUGAUUUUAUCAGUCCGGAAUUUGUGCAGCCGAAAUCACAAACCCUAAGCAAAAUUGAUUUAGAAAGUGAUAGUCAGAUGGUGGAGUCACGAAAUGCUAUAAUCAGAUCUGAUGUUGAGGAUCGAAUGAGUAUUAGCAACAAUCGUAUCCAUUCAAACGAACAUUUUGUUGGAGAGUCUUAUGCGGCAAACCAUUACAAUACAGGAGAUUGUUCUGUAGACAAAAAUAUUUCGAAUUUACGACAAUUGCCUCACACGAAACCACCUUUCCACAUGUCUAGUCGAUAUCAAACGUAUAAUCGGAAUGCAUGCAGAUAUUCUGAUAAUCAGAAUGUGCUUAUCCCAGUGGAAGAUGCUCCGCGUAGUAUGAAAUCAGUUGUCACUCUCCAAGAAUUAGAUAAAUACCUCCAGCCAGAUUUAUGGAAAGGCAAGUUCUUGUUAAAAAACAACCACUUUUACUUUCGUUGUCUAAUGGUAAUCGGCAAUAAAGAUGUGAGUCAAGAUUUAUUAAAUUAUAGAAAAGGUGAUAAUGAAAGCUGCGAAAAGAAAGCUAAUCCAGUACUACGUAUUUCACGCAGAGGUAGCAUUGAUGCUUCGUGGAUGGCUGAAGCUACACAUCGCAUCCAUAAUGUACUGUCUACCGCUCGACAUAAUCUGUGUCUUAUGCUAAUAUUACCCGAUGGUGAACAAACUAAGAAGUGUGUACAUAAUGAAAACAAAGCAGUUAAUCAGUCUAAUUCUGACAAUACAAACAUAAAACCAACAAUACUCAAGUGUUUUUCACUACAAGUUUUAGUCGCCUAUCUCAAAUUGAAGCAGUCAGCAGGUAUAAUAUAUCCAAGUGAAGAAAAAUCACCGCAUAAUUCCUUGAAUGAAAGUUCAGAAGAAGCAAAUACAAAACACCAUCCGUUAAUAUUGUAUUUAUUUGCACCGAGUAGUUUCUCGUUGAGCUUAUUAAAACAAACAGCACCAUAUCUAAGCUCAGAAUUAGCCACAACAAAUGAUUAUAUGAUUCUUUUAGCAAUGAGACGUUGA
This is a messenger RNA of Trichobilharzia szidati, 2316 nucleotides long. The record is from the annotation of a GenBank genome assembly. Lineage: Eukaryota; Metazoa; Platyhelminthes; Trematoda; Strigeidida; Schistosomatidae.